AUGCUGAGCCAGCGAUUGGUGCGAGCAGCCGGCGCGGCGACCCCGCGUUCCGCGCUGCGAGCAUUCAGCUCCACGAGCCAGCAGCUCAAGGUGCCCUCAAUGGCCGACGUCAGCGCCGCGCCCACGAGCGUCGCCUCCUUUAACGACAAAUCGAAGCAGUUCCGAGAGCAGUUGAUCGAUCAGCAGAGACAGCGGGAAGCACGUGCGUAUAAUCAAUCCUCCUCCUCCCCUGCCUCCUCCUCUGAGCCCGCCCAGGACUCAUCCGUGAGUGCUACUUCAGGACAGAAGGCCGAGGCCUCCCAAGAGCCUUCCCGCAAGGCCGGCCCCUUGACCAACCUCAUCUACGGCACCAAGGAGGGUCGCGAGCUCGAUGCUCAGCUCGAGGCAAGCUUCAGUCAGGUCCUCGCCCGAGGCAAGUACGUCCACUCGAUCGUCUUGCACGAGGUCAAGCCCGACAAGGUGGAAGAGUACACCGAGCUCGUCGGUAGCUGGUACCCACGCAUGGCUUCCAUGCCCGAGAAUAAGGUCCAUCUGGUAGGAAGCUGGAGGACCGAAGUCGGGGACUGUAACACGUUUGGUACGUUACCUCCGCAAAACCUCCCCCAUGCUGAAGCGAAACCAGAUGAUGCUAAUAUUAGGCUCGCAGUCCAUAUCUGGGAGUACCAGCGAUACCAGGGUUACCACGAGUCAAUCCACAACAUUGGCUCUCACCCCGAAUUUGCCGAGUUCGAUAAGAAGCUUAAGAGCCUCAUCACCUCGAAGAAGACGUCUCUCAUGCAGGAGUUCUCCUUCUGGCCCACCACGCCUCCCCGACAGCUUGGCGGCAUUUUCGAGCUGCGAUCAUACACUCUACACCCUGGCAACCUCCUCGAGUGGGAGACCCACUGGAGACGCGGCCUGAAGGCCAGACGCGAGGUCAUGGAGGGUGUCGGUGCUUGGUUCGUGCAGAUAGGAGACCUCAACACCGUUCACCACCUGUGGCAGUUCGCCAACCUCGAGGAGCGAAAGAUCCGCCGCGAGAAGAGCUGGAGCGUAGAGGGCUGGAGCGAGACUGUCCACAAGACUGUCCCUCUUAUUCAGAGCAUGAAGUCGAGAAUUUUGAUCCCGAUGCCCUGGUCUCCUGUGGCAUGA
This is a messenger RNA of Colletotrichum orchidophilum, 1131 nucleotides long. RefSeq lists its product as uncharacterized. NCBI's taxonomy places the organism in Eukaryota, Fungi, Ascomycota, Sordariomycetes, Glomerellales, Glomerellaceae. Gene Ontology annotation, cellular component: mitochondrion. The record is from RefSeq and is a predicted model, not a curated record. Bases 1 to 1131 code for a protein of 376 amino acids. The transcript has a single exon.